AUGCCUGGCGCCCCAGCGAGCUUCUCGGCGAAAGUUUGGGCGAUGACUUGGAAUCAUGGCCUGGCAAUCAGGGCCUGUAAUGACCGGGACGAUGGAGCCGACUGGUAUAAGGCCAUCCUCGUAGGUCCCGAAGGACAAGAGGUGCAGCUUUUCCAAGCUAGGCUCAUCGAAAAAGUGAAUUCGGAUAUGGAAAGCUACCUUGACUAUUACGAAACAAAAGCAGAAGAGAAGGAGAGAGAUGCAAAACAGAGUUUGGGCCCCAAGAUCAUGGAUGUUUUGCGUCGCUGA
Messenger RNA from Aspergillus luchuensis, 288 nucleotides. RefSeq lists its product as uncharacterized. The transcript is spliced from 2 exons. NCBI's taxonomy places the organism in Eukaryota, Fungi, Ascomycota, Eurotiomycetes, Eurotiales, Aspergillaceae. The record is from RefSeq and is a predicted model, not a curated record. The coding region runs from base 1 to 288 and encodes 95 amino acids.